Messenger RNA from Phalaenopsis equestris, 838 nucleotides. Its product is annotated as cysteine and histidine-rich domain-containing protein RAR1. Gene Ontology annotation, biological process: defense response to bacterium; defense response to fungus. Gene Ontology annotation, molecular function: Hsp90 protein binding. Gene Ontology annotation, cellular component: nucleus; cytoplasm. NCBI's taxonomy places the organism in Eukaryota, Viridiplantae, Streptophyta, Magnoliopsida, Asparagales, Orchidaceae. The record is from RefSeq and is a predicted model, not a curated record.
CGGAGAGGACGACCCGGAGGAAGAAGACAAUGGAGAAGGGAGGUUCAGUUCGAUGCCAGAGGAUUGGCUGCGAUGCCACGUUCUCUGAGGACAACAACGAGGAUGGCUCCUGCAGAUAUCACGAUUCCGAGCCAAUAUUUCAUGAUGGUAUGAAAGAAUGGAGCUGCUGCAAGCAAAGAAGCCAUGAUUUCAGUUUAUUUUUAGCAAUUCCGGGAUGUAAGUCAGGCAAACAUACUACAGAGAAACCAGUCACCAAGGCUGUCUCUACAAAUACUCGGAAACCAACCCCUACACCUAUUCAAAGCAAAAGUACAGAGGAUGCUGCUGGCUGUUCAAGAUGCCGCCAAGGUUUCUUCUGCUCAGAUCAUGGUAAAUAUGCUUCUUUCCGCUCAAAAUCAGGGAUAUCGAAGCCGGCCAUACCAACCCAAUCGAAGGAUGAACCCUUGGCCAGCAUUCUGGUCAAGAAAAUCAUUGAUAUAAAUGAGCCGCAAACUUGCAGACACAAAGGAUGUGGUAAGACAUUCAAGGAGAAGGACAAUCAUGAGACCGCAUGCGAGUAUCAUCCCGGUCCGCCGGUCUUCCAUGACCGGAUGAGAGGGUGGAAAUGCUGUGACAUCCAUGUGAAGGAGUUUGAUGAGUUUAUGAACAUUCCACCUUGCACAAAAGGUUGGCACAAUGCGGAUGUGUAGCGUUGAUUAGAUCUAAUCUCUACUGAAUCUUUGAGAAUAUAAGGUUGUUUCUGCAAUUUUAGGUUUAUGUUGGACUGGAAAGUUUAACUUGGAACUGAUGAGGUAUGUUUGUUUGAUGGAGUUUUAAACUCUUUAUGAACUUUGAUUUU